AACAACCGCGAGUGCGACAAUUGAGAGUGAGAUUCACACUCGAACCGUCGCCGCUUGCCCGCACCUGCUCUCUUCUGCGCGACUUUACAUGCACCACCAGCCGCGGUUCGAGUCGCAACCUCGCCUACGAGCAACCGAAACCUUUGAAUCCAAAUUCCUCGAGGACUGCCCGUCUCAUCAUCCCCAGCUCGUCUGUCUUGUGGCGCCGAUCCGAACCUUGGCCACAGCAGCGCCCUCCAACGACCCCUCGCGAGAGCUCCAUCCCUCCAAGUCACCACAUCAGACGCGUUCAUCACCAGUCUGCCUCCAGACAGGCAGCCUGCCGUCGCCAUGGACGAUCGGUAUAUCGUCUACGAGAACCGUCUCUCGUCUUUUCUAGGCCCACAAGCCGUAUCGAAGCAAAGACGCGCCUCCAAUACCAGCUCGAGAGCCCCCAAGACGCUGUCAUGGCCACACAAGUUUCUGCCGCCGUUUGAGCUCGCCAAGGCCGGUUUCUUCUUCGACCCCCAUCCGGGCAACCCAGACAAUGUAGUCUGUUUUCUCUGCAACAAGAACAUGGACGGCUGGGAGGCCGACGACAGCCCCAUCGAGGAGCACCUAAAGCACUCCCCCAACUGCGGCUGGGCCGUCACUGCCGCCGUCGAGGCCGAGUGCCAGGGCAUGGAGCAGGUAGACCCCAGGGAUCCUCGCAUGGUCGAGGCGCGCAAGGCCACCUUCGCCGGGAAGUGGCCCUACGAGAGUAAGAAGGGCUGGAAGUGCAAGACAAAGCAGCUGGCCGAAGCCGGGUGGAUAUACACACCAACAAACGAGUCAGACGACAACACCACCUGCGCAUACUGCCAACUCUCUCUGGAUGGCUGGGAGGCCGGAGACAAGCCUAUGGACGAGCACUUUAAGAGAGCGUCGGGCUGCCCAUUCUUCGAACUCAUCAACAAGAACCCAGCACCUCCGAAGAAAGUACCAAAGUCCAGACUCCCGCGGGGCUCCAAGAUUUCUCGUGUAUCAACACAGUCGGCUGUCACGGCCGCCUCUGACGUCACCUCUGUCGCCGAUAUCACAGCCGACCACGAAGAUAGCGUCAUGACGAUGGCAUCGGUCACCACAACAGCCAGCAAGAAGACGACGAGGACCAGGAAAGCCCCUGCGUCAAAGGCCAGGAGGACCAAGGCGAAGAAGGACGAGCCUGUCGAGAUCCAUGAGGAUGUUGACGCCCAAGAUGUGGACAUGCCGCCGCCGCCUCCGCCAAAGCCUGCGCGAGGGCGGAAGAGGGCAAGCGAUGCUGUCGAGGAUUCGGUGCUCACAAAUGCUGAAGCGCCCGCGCCGAAGAAGCGCGCGACGAGGACCCGUGGAAGCCAGAACCCCAACGCGUCGGUUGUGAGCAUCACGUCACAAGCCGACGUCGAGAUGCAAGACGCCGAUGCACGUCCAAAGGCAACAGCUACAAAGAAGCGGGCCGCAACAACCGCCAAGACAAAGUCUCGCAAAGCCUCUGCCACCUCUGCCAUGUCCACCUCUGCCAUGUCCACCUCUGUCAUGUCCAUCUCUGUCAUGUCCACCACGUCUACAGCUUCUCUCCACGCUGGCGACGUCGACGACAAGCUCGAGCGCCAACUACAGGCCGACUUGGACCGCCCAUUAACAGAUGAGGAGGACCUUGCCGGCCCCUCGGGACUGGGUAGCAAGAACGAUCCCGUAGAAGCACCCAAGCCCAAGGGAAAGAAGGCUGUGGCCAAGAAGGUACCUGUGCGAGAGUCUCGAGACGAAGCCAACGCCGACUACGCCAUGUUCGAUCCGGCUCCUGCAGAGCCCAACGACACAUCAGUGGACGCAGAAUUUGAGGCUCUCGAGGCCGAGGUUUCGGCUGCACCACAGCCGCAAGAGCUCGCCGUUCCCAAGAAGGGUCGGAAGCCUGCUGUGCGCAAGGUAUCGAAACAGGUCAAGAAGGCCAAAGAGCCUGAACCCGAGCCUGAGAUGGUGAUGGAGCCCAAAGUCGAGCAGUCCGAGCCUGCCAGGAAGCCUAGCCUCGCAGCGGACCAGCUUGAGGAUGAUCCCGAUGUCGAGGUGUUCCAUGACGCCUCCGAGGUGCACGAAUCGAGCACUGCUACUGUUGUUCAGCAAGAAGCGCCUCCAGCAAAAAGGGGCCGGGGCCGGCCGAAAAAGUCAACCGCAUCCCGAGCCUCUACAUCCAGCCAGCAGUCACGAUUGUCAACGGCACCUGUGCCCGAAUCGAAGAGGUCAUCCCUGGCUACGGCCGAGCCAACCCGCGCCCAAGAGCCGGAAACAACCAAGGGCUCCGCCGCUGCGGUCGCAAGCAAGCCCCGCGCCGCCAAGGCACCUGUCGCUGUGUCGCCCCCUCCCGCGCAGAAGCCCAUGCCGAUUCCACCAUCGGCAUCCCGCCAGCUCCCGCCCCCACCCGCCACCCCGUCGGCAAAGCAAGCCGCUUUAUCCCCGUCCCAAUCGCCACAGUCUUCGGAUGCUGAGAAUCAGCCUCCCUCGUCGAGAGCAGCGGCCGGCACUGUUAUGAAGAAGGUGGUAUUGGCACCCAGCAGCACCCAACAACAUCACGUCUACGAUGUCGCUUCCACCCCGGUGCGCGCCGGCACGGCCUCGCCUUCCAAGCGUUUCCAGGGCAACCCCAGGACCAUCGGCGGGCUUCAGAGCACUACUCCCUGGACCGAGGUGGAUCUCGACCUUGUGUUUGCGGAGCACGGGCUUGAUGGCGACGAGCGGGAUGCCAACAAGGAGAACGGCCUCGACUCGGCAGCCGCCCGUUUUGUAACCAAGGGUAGUGACCUGACAUCACCCGAGAAGCGCAUGACGGUUGAGGAGUGGAUCUACUACAACGCCGGCCAGGCCGAGAAGAGGCUCAGGCAAGAGUGCGAGGCCCUGGUGAGCUCGUUCGAAAGGGAGGGCUCAAGGGCUAUGCGCGUCCUGGAGGAGAUUGUUGUGGAGCCCUGAACUGUGAGGGACAGCCCAUGGUUGUUUAAUAUCCCUUGUUUCUUGUUUUUGCUAUUUUGUCACUGUUUUUUGUUCUUUUCACGUCAUGACGUUCAGCAUGGAAGCGUCUGUUCAACUGCGCGAGCUACAUCGAAGCGGAUACGACGUAUGUAUUGGAAAACCCUAGGCUACAGGUGGGAGGGUUUGAGAGGCGUUUUUUUUCUGGGUUCGCAUGUCAGCCUUGGUUGCGGCAUAAUCUGUUUGGGUGGGUGGGAUACGGUGUGCAUACAAGAUCCCUGCGAUCUGUCUCUUUUGCUCUUUGGCCGCCAGUUGCACCCUUCUUGUGGUCAAGGCUAGAGGCCGUCCUUGUUUGGGUUGGUACAGCCUGGGUUUCUGUCUGUUUGAAUCACUCUGGGUAAUAAAGGUCAUGGACCGACUUCCAGUUUAAGUCUCCAUUGGAAAUUUGACUCCAACCGUUCCUUAAUUCUACUUGGUCGCGGCCC
This is a messenger RNA of Gaeumannomyces tritici R3-111a-1, 3440 nucleotides long. RefSeq lists its product as hypothetical. The transcript is spliced from 4 exons. The coding region runs from base 331 to 2958 and encodes 875 amino acids. NCBI's taxonomy places the organism in Eukaryota, Fungi, Ascomycota, Sordariomycetes, Magnaporthales, Magnaporthaceae. The record is from RefSeq and is a predicted model, not a curated record.